Molecule: messenger RNA, 1038 nt
Organism: Brachypodium distachyon (stiff brome)
Lineage: Eukaryota; Viridiplantae; Streptophyta; Magnoliopsida; Poales; Poaceae
Product: protein STRICTOSIDINE SYNTHASE-LIKE 10
Exons: 2
Coding region: 1-1038 (345 amino acids)
Biological process (GO): biosynthetic process
Molecular function (GO): strictosidine synthase activity
Source: RefSeq, a predicted model, not a curated record
AUGGGGUGCAGCAUGAGCCGUCUCGCCAAGGCCACCAUCUCGCUCGUCAUCCUGGCUCUGCUCUUCAUGCCCGGCGCCAUGGCGGCCGCCGGGGCCAGCUUCGACGCCUUCCGCAGCCAGCACUUACCGCUUCCUCGUGGAUAUCUGCGCGGUCCGGAGAGCGUCGCGUUCGACAGUGCGUGCCAUGGCCCCUAUAGCGGCGUCUCCGAUGGCAGAGUCCUGAAGUGGAACGACGACAAGAUUGGCUGGACCACCUACGCUCACGGCCCUGACUACAGCAGCGAGGCGUGCACCGCGUCCAAGCUCCGCCCGGAGACCAUCACCGAGAGCCAUUGCAGCCGCCCGCUCGGCCUGCAGUUUCAUCACAAGUCUGGAAAUCUAUACAUUGCUGACGCUUACAAGGGGCUAAUGUGGGUUGGGCCUGCCGGUGGGGAGGCGACGGUGUUGGUCAACCAAGUGGAUGGCGCACCUCUCCGCUUCACCAACGGAGUUGACGUCGACCAGAUCACGGGCCAAGUGUAUUUCACGGAUAGUUCCAUGAACUACCAGAGGUCUCAGCAUGAGAUGGUUACCAGGACAGGGGACUCAACGGGCCGUCUCAUGAGGUAUGACCCAAAGACGAAUGACGUUACCACUCUGCAGCCAGGCAUCACGUACCCCAACGGUGUCUCAAUCUCUCAUGAUCUCACACACCUGGUGGUUGCUUCUACCAGCCCCUGCAAGCUACUAAGGUACUGGAUCAAAGGACCCGACGCUAGCAAGACCGAGCCAUUUGCCGACCUCCCAGGUUACCCCGACAACGUGAGGCAAGACAGGAGGGGUGGUUACUGGGUGGCCUUGCACCGUGAGAAGAAUGAGCUUCUGUUUGAAUUCGGUAGCCAUCUCCUCGCCGUCAGGGUCGGACCCAAUGGAAAGGUACUCGAAGAGAUGAGAGGACCUAAAAGCGUGAGGCCGAUGGAGACAAACGAGAGGAGCAACGGCAAAUACUACAUGGGCUCCGUCAAGUUGCUGUAUGUCGGCGUAGUUACACAUAAAUAG